AUGCUGGGAUACGGGGAGUGGAAAACAUCGGGAGAUUUUCAGCCAGAUAUGGAAACAAUGGGAAAAAUAAAAAUAAAAAUAAAAAUAAAAAUAAAAAUAAAAAUAAAAAUAAAAAUAAAAAUAAAAAUAAAGUUUGGGUGCUGCAGGCUGAGGCUCCUCCACAGGGAUGAGGGGCAGGAGGAUGGGAAUGCUCCGCUUUGGAUCCAUCCCAGGAUCCCAUCCCGGGAUCUUCUCCGGCCCUGGCAGUGGCAAAAAGCUCCUGAUCCCCACCCUGGCUCACCCCAAUCCACCGGGAUCGGGAUCAGGAUUGGGAUCGGGAUGGGGAUCAGGAUUGGGAUUUGGAUCGGGAUUUGGAUCGGGAUUGGGAUCGGGAUUGGGAUUUGGAUUGGGAUUGGGAUCAGGAUCGGGAUCGGGAUUGGGAUCGGGAUUGGGAUUGGGAUCAGGAUUGGGAUUUGGAUCGGGAUUGAGAUCGGGAUCGGGAUCAGGAUUGGGAUCGGGAUUGGGAUCGGGAUCAGGAUCGGGAUCGGGAUUGGGAUAGAAAUUGGGAUCGGGGCAGGGAGGAGCAGCAGGAAUGUGAGAGGUUGGAUCCCACAUCCCUUGGGACAGGGAAUGAGGGGGAAUCCUGAAUCCUUUGUGGGAAUUGAGGCUGAAUCCCACAUUCCUUGGGACAGGACUGAGGGCUGCAGAGCCCAGCGCGUGGUGCUGGAGGACAAAUCCUCCUCCCUUUCCUCUUUUCCCUCCUCCUUUUCCUCUUUUUUUCCUCCUCCUUUUCCUCUUUUUUUCCUCCUCCUUUUCCUCUUUUUCCUCCUCCUUUUCCUCAGGAGCAGAGCCCCCGGCCCCGUGCCCACCUGUACAUCUCUACCUAUUAAUUACAUUAAUUACAUACACUUAUAUACACACACGGACACCCAGCCCCAUCCCUGCUCCCGGGGAGCUCCUUCCCACCAAACCUCUCCGGAUUGA
Molecule: messenger RNA, 963 nt
Organism: Poecile atricapillus (Black-capped chickadee)
Lineage: Eukaryota; Metazoa; Chordata; Aves; Passeriformes; Paridae
Exons: 2
Coding region: 1-963 (320 amino acids)
Source: RefSeq, a predicted model, not a curated record